Messenger RNA from Ictalurus furcatus (blue catfish), 3498 nucleotides. RefSeq names its product high affinity cGMP-specific 3',5'-cyclic phosphodiesterase 9A. Gene Ontology annotation, molecular function: 3',5'-cyclic-GMP phosphodiesterase activity. Lineage: Eukaryota; Metazoa; Chordata; Actinopteri; Siluriformes; Ictaluridae. The record is from RefSeq and is a predicted model, not a curated record. The coding region runs from base 297 to 1901 and encodes 534 amino acids. The transcript has 14 exons. Gene Ontology annotation, biological process: cGMP catabolic process.
UUAGGACACAAGUGUUGGUGUUAGAUCAGUGUCAACUGAUCACAAGGAAUUGCUUGUUGUAUUGGUGGUGUCCUUUUAUGUUGUCUUUAUUUUGUUGCAACUAAGUUAUUCCUCCUCCUCCUCUUCUUCUUCUUCUUAUUAUUAUUAUAGUAAUAAGGAAAUGGAUAAGGCUGGAAGAGCCAGAUAGAUGAAAGAAGGGGAGGGAGGAGUUGUGAAGUGGCCCUUUGUUAAAUAGAUGUCAUACACAGUCCCGAAUCCAUUCGGCUGCGUGGUGUGUGAGACUGCCAUCGACUGGCAUGGAAACUAAAAUAAUUUAUUUUACAGUAAAUGGAAGACCAGAGCAGGCUGAGUUUCCUAUCGACUGUCCUGCACAAGAUGUCAAAGAUCUGUUCCGAUCGGCAGCUGAAGCUGGUCCGCAUGAUAUCCUAAAACUCUACAAUCCCAAGGGCAACAUAAUUAAUAUCUCCCCUCAGCUGAGCCCCAACAGCCCUCACGCAUGCUACAAGCUGGAGGUGGUUGCUGCAGACUACAACAGUGAGCCAUUAGGUACAGAGCUGUCGGUGUCACUGGGCUUUGAUCUUUCCUCCAUGGAGAAAAGGUUACAAAGUCUAGAGAAGAAGAUUCUUGUUGAAUCUGGCAAGACACCAGCUGUUGUUUAUGAGAUGAAGCAACAGGUGGAGUCUUUCAGGGAAAAACUCGAGAGUGUGGAGCACCUGAGCUGGCUGGGUCUGUUUAAGGAAAUGUCCGAGGGCACUCACAAACCCUCUCCAUUCUACCACAAGAGAACACUGCGCAAGACACGUGAAGAGUGUGAACAUGUCAAAGAAAAGUUCUUCCAGAUGAGUACCCUGGAGGUCUCCGAGGAGGUGAGGCAAUACCUUAAAACACCAACCUUUGAUAACUGGCAGUGGGAAGAUGCUGAGAUCAUGGUGUUGCUCCAGGUGAUGUACACAGACCUGGAGUUUAUCUCCACCUUUAACAUAGAGCUGGAUGUGCUGCAGCAUUUCCUCUAUGAAGUCUACAAGCGCUACAACAACAUCCCUUUCCACAACUUCAAGCACUGCUUCUGUGUCACUCAAAUGAUGUAUGGCCUGAUAUGGUUAACAGAUCUGAGGGCUAAGAUAGAUAGCAUCGACCUCUUAAUCAUGCUGACCUCAGCUGUAUGUCAUGAUUUAGACCACACCGGCUACAACAAUGCUUACCAGAUUAAUGCGCGCACUGAACUCGCCUUGAGGUACAAUGACAUCUCUCCUUUGGAAAAUCAUCACUGUGCUGUAGCAUUUGAGAUACUGGAAAAGACCGAAAGCAACAUUUUCCGGAACCUGACAACAGAUCAGUACAAGAGGAUAAGGGAGGGCAUAAUUAAGUGUAUCCUGGCCACAGACAUGAGUAGGCACACUGAGAUCCUCAACAAGUUUAAAGCCAUCCUGCCUGUGUUUGACUUCAGCAACAAGGAUCACAGGGAUGUGCUGAUGAUGAUUAUGAUCAAAGUGAGUGACAUCUCUAAUGAAGCGAGGCCCAUGGACGUGGCUGAACCAUGGCUGGACUGCUUGUUGCAGGAGUUUUUCAACCAGAGUGACAUGGAGAAGCUAGAGGGACUUCCUGUCACACCAUUUAUGGACCGGGACAAGGUGACUAAGCCCUCCUCUCAGACUGGCUUCAUUCGCUUUGUUCUAUUCCCGCUGUUCAUCGAGCUAGCUAAUCUCUUCCCCUGUCUCGAGCAACAUAUCAUUGACCCGGUGAGGAAAGCCCUGGAUUACUACACGGAGAUGGAGAAAGCAUUAGAAAAAGAGAAGCAGAAUCGAGCCCAGAGUGAAAAAACAACAAAGCCCAAAGAGAGUACAAACGACUCUGAGCUUCCACUAGAGUCUGAAUUGACACUGAAACCAAGCUCUGUGUAAUGACAACAUGCUGGCUGUGUGUAAUAGCGGGAGAGAAUACUAUAGUUUUACUGAAUAAUGGGCUUCCUUUUUAAACAUUACAUAAAAGCAACAAAAAUAAAUAAAUAAAAACAAAUAAGAGGUUUAAUAGUAUUUGUUUCAGACCCUGUUAGACAGCUGUGAUGAACAUGCUAUUCUGUCUGAGGAAAGGACUAUUUUGUAAACUGUUUGCGGUGUGAAGGUUUUUAAAUUUAUUUCCUUUAAAUUUCAAAAGGAUCUUUAAUUUAGAAUAUUGGUACUGCGAAUAAAUUUAAGUGAAGUGACAGAAUGACUUCUGAGUCCAUUCAGGAAGUGUACAGUGUGCUGUUAGUAUAUUUAACCAAAAAACAGACUUGUGUGAGGGUGUAGUAUUCAGCAGGGAAGCCCAUAAAAUGUUAUUACUUUACAGGAUAAUAUAAUGUAAUAAAUCAUCAUGUACAGUGUAUAACUGAAUGUCUUUUAAGAACAUGUACUGAACAUGUACAUAGAAAAGUAGUGAUAACAUCACUUUUGCAUCUGUCAAUAUAAUUACUAAAGUGCACCUAUUAUGGUUUUUCAGAUAUUACCUUUCAUGUGGUGUGUUAUAGAGCUGUUUGUGAAUGUAAAAAGUUUCAAAAAUGAAAAUGCACUACGCACAGAGUUAUUGACUCGCAAAAGAAGGAAGCGAUUUUUAACAGCUGAAACGAGUCGUUAGUAAAUCCAGACUUACUUCCUGUACUAACCUACGUAGGUACGUAACAAAAAGCCCCGCCUCUGGUCUUCAGCGGCUGCUCGCGAACAUAUGGAGCUGAAACUCGUUAUGGUAGUGGGCGUUUCCUUUUUGAAACACGCUGACAGCGGUAGACCAAUCACAACAGACUGGGACAUCUGACCAAGCAGAGUAGAGCAGAGUUUAGAAGGAAUCCUUUAGAACAGAUCAUUUAACGAGUCGUUUUUGACACUGGGGGAAAAAAGGUAAUGUUCCAGUUUAAAUUAUGAGCACGUUAAAGUGUUUUUUGACCUUUGGUGCAUGUAAAUCUAUUGUAUGAGACCUUUAAAACAAAAUUUGGGAUGUUUCAAAACCAUAAUAAAUGCAUUUUAACAUUCUUAUGGCUCUCAGGUCAGCGAUCAUGUGUGUACUCUGUAUUAUUACAUUUUGAGUGUAGACUAAGCCUCUCAUGGCUGCCUGUAUGAGGACAGAUGAAUAAAUUAACAGAUUAACAGGAGAGAACCGGAUGAGCCCAGAUGCUUUGCUCACUAGUCUCAAGUCUCAAGAUCAACAUUAGUUACAUCCAUGUGAAAGCAAGAUACAUAUUAGCCAAGAUCCAUGAGUAGGUGGUGCCUGAAUUAAUACAAGGAAUAGAAUUGAGAAGGAGUAUGAGUGAUAAAUAGCAUUUUUUGCAAUAUACAAGCAAACAGAUGAAAGCAAAGCUAGUGACACACAGUCUUAAUAUAGGAAUUGGCACACAGAGUCCACACAGGCAGGCUAUAACCAAUCAGACCCAGCUUGGAAGCGGUUCAAACGAUGCAGGUGGUCAGUGCUGAGAAAGAAAAACUAGUAUUAAAUCACAUCAAAGCUUUUUAGAUCUUAUAGAUUCAU